Messenger RNA from Populus euphratica (Euphrates poplar), 2392 nucleotides. RefSeq names its product beta-galactosidase 7-like. The transcript has 17 exons. The record is from RefSeq and is a predicted model, not a curated record. Gene Ontology annotation, molecular function: hydrolase activity, hydrolyzing O-glycosyl compounds; carbohydrate binding. Lineage: Eukaryota; Viridiplantae; Streptophyta; Magnoliopsida; Malpighiales; Salicaceae. Bases 7 to 2322 code for a protein of 771 amino acids. Gene Ontology annotation, biological process: carbohydrate metabolic process.
ACUCAGAUGUGGCCGGAUUUGAUGAAGAAAUCAAGGGAAGGUGGGCUAGAUGCCAUUGAAACUUAUGUUUUUUGGAAUGCUCAUGAACCUGCUCGUCGGCAAUAUGAUUUUAGUGGCAACCUAGACCUUGUAAGGUUUCUUAAAGCAAUCCAAGAUGAAGGACUUUAUGCUGUUCUUCGUAUUGGACCGUAUGUUUGUGCUGAAUGGAAUUAUGGUGGCUUUCCUGUGUGGCUGCAUAAUAUGCCUGGUAUUCAGAUGAGAGCUGAUAAUCAUGUUUUCAAGAAUGAGAUGCAAAACUUCACUACGUUGAUUGUUGACAUGGUGAAACGAGAAAACCUUUUUGCAUCACAAGGAGGUCCUGUUAUUCUUGCUCAGAUUGAGAACGAAUAUGGCGAUGUCAUGUCAUCUUAUGGAGAUGAAGGGAAGGCAUACAUGAAUUGGUGCGCGAACAUGGCUCAAUCUCUUGACAUUGGAGUUCCAUGGCUCAUGUGCCGGCAGGACGAUGCUCCAGAACCAAUGAUCAGUACAUGCAAUGGUUGGUAUUGUGAUCAAUACCAGCCUAGGAGAUCAAAUAUUCCUAAAAUGUGGACUGAGAAUUGGACUGGCUGGUAUAAGAAUUGGGGUGGUAAAGAUCCACACAGGACUGCUGAGGAUCUUGCUUUUGCUGUAGCAAGAUUUUAUCAGAUGGGAGGCACUUUCCAAAACUAUUAUAUGUACCAUGGUGGAACUAAUUUUGGUCGAUCAGCGGGGGGUCCAUACAUUACUACAUCCUAUGAUUAUGACGCACCCCUCGAUGAAUAUGGAAACCUGAACCAGCCAAAAUGGGGGCAUUUGAAGCAACUUCAUGACCUAUUGCAUUCCAUGGAGGAUAUUCUUACAACAGGGAACGUUUCCUCUGUCGAUUUGGGUGAUGAUUCUGUUUGGGGCACUAUAUAUUCAAAAGAAGGUGGAUCAAGCUGUUUUUUGGCCAAUGUAGACCAAGGGAGUGAUAAAAGAAUCAAUUUCCAAGGCGUAAAUUAUACAGUACCGGCAUGGUCUGUUAGUAUACUUCCAGAUUGUCUAAAUGUGUCUUACAACACAGCCAAGGUAUCUACUCAAACAUCAGUGAUGGUCAAGAAAGCAAACGUCGCUGAAGAUGAGCCCAUUUCUCUUAAAUGGUCAUGGAGACCUGAAAUGGACGAUAGGACUAUACUUCUUGCAAAGGGAGAUGUCACCGUUAAUCAGAUUCUUGACCAAAAAGAGGCGGCGAAUGAUUUGAGUGAUUAUUUAUUCUACAUGACAAGUGUUAAUCUUAAAAAAGAUGAUCCAGUCUGGAGUUAUAAUAUGACACUCCGGGUUAAAAGUAGCGGCCAAAUUCUUCAUGCCUUUGUUAAUGGAGAACUUAUUGGUUCUCAGUGGUCUAAGAAUGGCGGUGAGAAUUUUGUUUUUGAGCAAAACGUGAAAUUGAAUCAUAAGAAAAACACAAUUAGCCUGCUCAGCGCUACAGUUGGUUUCACGAACUAUGGAGCCAAUUUUGAUCUGGCACCAUCUGGGAUUACUGGUCCAGUCGAACUGAUUGGCUACCAUGGUGAUGAUGAGAUAGUUGUCAAGGAUUUAUCAUCACAAAAAUGGUCAUACAAGAUUGGAUUGGAAGGUCUGAAUCAAGAACUCUACAGCAGUCAGUCUCUUAAGUGGCAAGAAGAUAGCUUCCCUGUAAACAGGACCUUAACUUGGUACAAGACUGUGUUCAAAGCUCCUUUGGGAACAGAUCCUGUUGUGGUAGAUUUACUUGGAAUGGGAAAAGGUCUAGCUUGGGUUAAUGGUAACAGCAUUGGACGAUAUUGGCCGAGUUUCAUAGCUGAGGGUGAUUGCAAUCUUGAACCAUGUGAUUAUCGAGGUUCAUACGAUAGCAACAAAUGUCUCUCUAACUGUGGCCAUCCAACUCAAAGAUGGUAUCAUGUCCCAAGAUCAUUCCUCAAUGACAAUGGCGAUAACUCAUUGGUCUUGUUUGAAGAGUUUGGUGGAAACCCUUCAUCGGUUAAUUUCCAAGCUAUUGCUAUUGGAUCAGCAUGCAUCAGUGCUGAGGAGAACAGGAAGAUCGAGCUCUCAUGCCAGGGAAGACCGAUUUCUGCUGUUAAAUUUGCUAGCUUCGGUAAUCCACAAGGGGCUUGUGGAUCUUUUGUGAAGGGAUACUGUGAGGGAUCAAAGGAUGCAUUAUCUGUUGUCGAAAAGGCAUGUGUUGGCCAGGAGUCGUGCACCAUUGAUGUUUCCGAAGCUACAUUUGGCUCGACUACCUGUGGUGAUGAUGUUAUCAAGACCCUUUCUGUGGAGGCUAUUUGUUAGGGCUUUUUUACUUUCUUUCGUUAUUAGUUCUCUCUAUUAGACAACGAUUUUUUUUUUUUUUAAUUUUAGG